GCUCGGCUCUAACUGUUCUUGCCUCCUUCCAGCCGCGGUCGAGCGCUCCGGUGAGUACCUCGAUCCUGUUGCUGUGUUUGUUGUGGAGUUCUGCCCACCCCGCCCCGUCUGUGUUGUGCUCGUGGCUGUGGGUUUUGCCGUGAAUUAAUCCGUGAGGGAGCUAAGCCGUGUUCUGUAGGGCCAGGGAGGGGAUCAGGGAGAGCUUCCAGUGGCACUCACGUGGUGCCUCGGCUCGGGGCCAGCCCUGCUCCCUGUGGCCAGGGAUUCGCUUCUGCCUGCGGCUGCUGCUGCUCCGGGGGGGUUUGGGGCAGCCUUGGCUUCCUUCCUGGAUCCCCUUGCCGGGGGGAUUGGUCAGCCUGGCUCUCCGGAGCUGAUUUUACACCCUGUCAGUUCUCAGAGUGUCCCACCUUCCGAGGGUACGUGUGUGUCCUCUUUCCCACUUGGAUUUCAGCUUCCUGCACACUUCACCCUGGAACGCAGCAUUCCUUCCCGGGAUUAACUGGGAAUGUCUGCAGCUGGGUGGGAGCUGGUCCCAGGCCUGCUCUGGAAGUGUCAGAGCCCUUCAGCUCUUCCCUCCUGUGAGGAGGAGCGCUCCCCUCCCACCUGAAAUGUGACCACAGCUGAGGAAUGGGCUCUGAUCCCACAGCUGGAUAAUCUGGGAACUUCUGAGCUCCUCCUUCUGGUUCCUCUCCAGCUGGCUGUGGGGUUGGGGUGUUGAGGGAGCCAGGGCUGUGCUGGGGUGUGUGGUGGUGAUGCUGAGCAGGUCUGGGCUGGCAGGAGCUCAGCCCUCCGACACCUCACAGCUGGCCCAGCUCUCCUCCCACCUUCUCCUCUGAUUCUUUGGGGAGUUUUGAUCUUAGCUCUUUGUUUCGGACCUGCUGGGGUGGGGGGCAAGGGGCACAGAAGAGAAGCCUGCUAGAAGCUCAGGCAUGAAAAUGCCGAGGUUUCCCUGAAUUCCUCUGGCUGCAGGGAUUGUGACUAUUUUGAAAGCAGACUAGAACAGGGUGAGGAAUUAGGACAGCUCGCUUUGUGGACCUUGCAGGAACCUUGGGCUGGCUUUCCAGUAGAAGCUUGCCAGUAGCAGGGUGUGAACAUCACCUCAGAGCGUGCCUGAAGUGUUCCCUGGGGAUUGAUUUCCCUGUCCUGUUCCUAAAGCUCUCCCAGUUCCAAAAAGGCCGAUGUGCCCCAGCGGGUCUGCGAGCGGAUUUAGGCUCGGCGUGGCACAAAGUUUCUCUGCAGAAGGGGCAGGGCAGGACACAGCUCUGGGCACCUGGAGCUGCAUUGCCCGAGGCACAAAGAGGGGAAAAACCUGCUACUGUGGCUUCUGCUGGGCAGCCUGUCCAAACUGAGCGCUUGCCAGCCCAGAGGUGACGUUGUGCUGGCCAAGGCCUCCUCCUGCCGUGCAUCCUCCGUGGGGAACAGAGGAUUCCUCCUGCAGCUCCCCACCCUGGAAGAGGAGGCCAUUUCCCUGCCCUAGAGGCCGAGCUAGCUAAUGAGAGCCGAGUUUUCUUGCCGUACCUGUAGCUGUUGAUGACUUUUCUGUUUUGAAGUCGGUUCUGUGUCUUGACGUGUCCCUUGCAAUAUCCCUAUCGUUUAUAUACAUGCCGUGUGCCUUAUGAAAUGCUGGCAUCUGGAAAAUCCACCCACCGGCGGCCCCGUCGUCCCUGCAACCUUUGACUGCCCGCCCUGGGGGGGUGAGUGCAGAGGAGCCAGCAGAGCAGUAAGCGCAGCAGGAGCGUGGAAGAUGACAAGGAAGGUCACCUGGUGUGCAGGAUCGGCGAUUGGCUUCAAGAGCGAUAUGAAAUCGUGGGCAGCCUCGGUGAAGGCACUUUUGGGAAGGUGGUGGAGUGUGUGGACCACGCCAGAGGCAAGUCCCAGGUGGCACUGAAGAUCAUAAAGAACGUUGGGAAGUACAGAGAGGCUGCCAGGCUGGAAAUCAACGUCCUGAAGAAAAUCAAAGAGAAGGACAAGGAGAACAAGUUCCUGUGCGUCCUCAUGUCAGACUGGUUCAACUUCCACGGCCACAUGUGCAUCGCCUUCGAGCUGCUGGGCAAGAACACCUUCGAGUUCCUGAAGGAGAACAACUUCCAGCCCUACCCCCUGCCACAGAUCCGGCACAUGGCCUACCAGCUGUGCCAUGCCCUGAGAUAGCUGUGAGCAGAAGUCCAUCCGGAACACGAGCAUCCGCGUGGCCGACUUUGGCAGCGCCACCUUCGACCAUGAGCACCACACCACCAUCGUGGCCACGCGGCACUACCGGCCCCCAGAAGUGAUCCUGGAGCUGGGCUGGGCACAGCCCUGUGAUGUCUGGAGCACUGGCUGCAUUCUGUUUGAGUAUUACCGUGGCUUCACGCUCUUCCAGACCCACGAGAACCGAGAGCACCUUGUGAUGAUGGAGAAGAUCCUGGGGCCGCUCCCAUCCCACAUGGUCCACAAAACUCGGAAGCAGAAAUACUUCCACAAUGGCAGCCUGGUGUGGGAUGAGAACACGUCCGACGGCAGAUACGUCCAGGAGAACUGCAAACCCCUGCGG
Messenger RNA from Zonotrichia albicollis (white-throated sparrow), 2533 nucleotides. The record is from RefSeq and is a predicted model, not a curated record. Lineage: Eukaryota; Metazoa; Chordata; Aves; Passeriformes; Passerellidae.